Molecule: messenger RNA, 3654 nt
Organism: Emericellopsis cladophorae
Lineage: Eukaryota; Fungi; Ascomycota; Sordariomycetes; Hypocreales; Bionectriaceae
Product: Serine/threonine-protein kinase-like protein
Exons: 2
Coding region: 1-3654 (1217 amino acids)
Biological process (GO): protein phosphorylation
Molecular function (GO): protein kinase activity; ATP binding
Source: RefSeq, a predicted model, not a curated record
AUGGAACCGCCCCAGCACCAUCGGCGAGCCUCACCGCCACCGGCCUCAUCGCCCGCAAACUCCACCACCACGAUGCAGCAGCCAAAGCCCAACAAUCCUGCCCCGCAUAACCGCCCACUCUUCGCACACAUUCCACCCUCAUCUAUGCUACCCUCGCGGACAAACCACAGCACGCCCAUCACAUCGCCGGGCUUGUUCAGCCCUACACUGACCAGGCACAAUACACAGCCGCCGACGUCGUGGUCCGAAUCGAAUUCGCCUGGUCCGGGUGCCGACCCCAUCGCUCCUUAUCUGCAUCCGCUGCAGACCUACAAAGUGAGAGAAACGACCAAAGCGCUCAUCGAAUCCGACAACAUCACCGGCCGCAAGCUCAUUAAUCAAUAUGAGGUCAUCGAAGAGAUCGGCCGUGGCAUGCACGGCAAAGUCAAGUUGGCACGCAACAUCGAAACGGGCGAUAAUGUUGCGAUUAAGAUCAUCCCGCGCUUCUCUAAGAAACGUCGUCUCGGUAAAGUCACCGCCAUGUCGCCGCAGGACAAGACCAAGAAAGAGAUUGCCAUUCUCAAGAAAAUCCGACACCCCAACGUCGUCGCCCUUCUUGAGGUCAUUGACGAUCCCGAGCUGAAGAAGAUUUACAUGGUCCUCGAGCACGCCGAGCUCGGAGAAGUCGUUUGGAGAAAAAAGGGACUGCCUCACAUCUGCCAAUAUGAGCGUCGGCGCGCAGAGAGGGAGGCUCGCGGCGACACCCGCACCGUCGAGGAGGAGAGAUACGAUCAGAUUCUGGAGCAGCGGCAGAUACUCAAAGAGUACAAGCGCGCACGAAUGGCUCAGCACUACAGUGGACCGACCGAUUACUGGAGCAACGAGUAUGGUGCCGCGGACGAACCAAGCAGCAGCUUUGGCCAGUCUUCGCGCAUCAUGUCCCGUGAAGACUUCGCUGUCAGCGAUGGCCCUCCGUCCCGGCCUGGGUCUCGCCAACCUUCAAGAGGCCCGUCACGUUCCCACUCUCUUGCCUCUGUCGCUCGACCCCCCUCCGAACUAGACGAGGAAGUUGACUGGGAAGAGAACAUGGAGACCCCCGGACCGAUUCGGUCCAACCCCAAUUCUCAUACGGCUCUCGAUGGCAUGAUGUACGUGCCACAGCUUGAGGAGCAUCACUUUCGUGGUCGUUCACCGAGCAUGGCCGACUCCAUCAUCUCCCACAUGUCGUCAGUCGACAUGUUCCAACCCACGCAUGAUGCCUUUGCCGACGAUUUCUCCUAUGUUCCUUGUUUCACCAUGGAUCUAGCACGCUCAGCGUUCCGUGACACGCUCCUGGGCCUUGAGUAUUUGCACUACCAAGGCGUUGUGCACCGCGACAUCAAGCCAGCGAAUCUGCUCUGGAGCAAGGACCAUCGUGUCAAGAUUUCAGACUUUGGUGUCUCCUACUUUGGUCGACCAAUCCGAGAUGGCGAGUUGGAUGAGCCAGUGUCCGAGUCGGAGGCUAAAGACUUUGACGAUGAUGUCGAACUGUCAAAGACUGUCGGCACGCCGGCCUUCUUUGCGCCCGAGCUGUGUUACACUGACGAGGGCAGAGAUCAUCAGCCUAAGGUCUCGGAGCAGAUUGAUGUCUGGUCACUUGGCGUCACACUGUAUUGCUUGAUCUUCGCUCGCAUCCCCUUCCUCGCCGAGGAUGAGUUUCAAAUGUUUCGCAAAAUCGCCACAGAGGAGGUGUACAUACCUCAUCGCAGACUGAAGCCCGUCGACCCGUCAACGUCACCCGUUGGAACUUCGCUGUACAAGAGACACAACGUCCACCCCUAUCGCAACGACAACGACCUGGAGUAUGAGCAAGUCGAUCCCCUCUUAUGGGACCUUCUCCGCCGCAUGCUCACAAAGAAUCCCGAACAGCGUAUCAAGCUGAGAGACAUCAAACGGCACCAGUGGGUGAUGCAGGGCAUUGAGAACCCUGUGGGAUGGCUCGACGACACUGAUCCGGGUCGUCCCUCGUCAGGCCGAAAGAUUGAGAUCAACGACCAGGAUGUGUCGGACGCCGUUGUCCCUCUCACCUUCCUGGAGCGAUUGUCACGCAAGGCUGGUAACAUUGGCAAGGCUGUGACCAAAGCCAUCCACCCGUUGGUCGAUCGCAGUGACAGCAAGUCACGUCGUCGAGCCAACAGUAGCGUUGCCAGCUCUGCCGGGGAUAGCAUGGUGAACGGACCGCCCUCGCAGCAUCCCGGUUCAGACCGUCGCCGAAGUGUGCUGCCCGACGACUAUUUUUUAGGCGCCGCCGCAAGGGAGCUCUAUCCUGGCGCAGAGCCCGUUGAUUACGAUCCGAUGGCUACUGUGCUGCCUCCCCUGGAAAAGGCAAACGCUAUGCAUGCGGUCUCCGCAGCCCUUCAGGACACACCCCGGACGAUGCUACGACAUGCACGGUCACUUAGCAAACCAAACGAACAGGUCAAAGACCGGCGCUCAAGGAACUUAGAGCCUCACACCACUCCCUCGACACCACUGCGCGGCAGCGGAGGGCUCGAUGAAGAUUCUGACUAUCUGGCAGGGGAGCUACGCUGGCCUCGCACUCUCAACAUCGAAGACGAGGAUAAUUCCCGGUCUCGCUCUGUUGACAGGGGUCUCUUUGGAGCUGCUGACAAACGUGGCUCCGCGCAAGUCGGUGUGUCGCAAGCAGUUGCGUCUGGCGAUAUCCAGCGUCCGGCUGUCCACGGCCAUCCGCGACAGAUGCGCUCUGUGGACCUUGGCAAAGCGCGCAACCGCCUCAGUCUUGCGUCGCCUCUGUCGUCUGCCAUGUACACCGAUGAGAUCAGUGAGCCGAAUCUGAACAGUGAGCCCGCAAAGUCGCCCAGCAAACCACCACUACAGCGCAAGCACACGAACUCGAAUCCUGAAUCCUUUGUGAACUCGCAAGGGUUCUUCCAUCUGGGACAGGAGGACGAUAUGCAGCAGUCCACGGGUACGCUGAAGCACAUUGACCCCGCAAGCGUACCGCACACGCCCUCGCCAGACAGCGGUGGCUGGGAUCAUCAUCAUUCUGCCGUGGGGGGCGACAUGACCAAGGACACGAAGUCAUCCAGCACAGACUCCAUGGAUUGCGUGGGGACCCCGUGCACCGUGCUCAGCGAAGUGGCGGGCCCGGUUUCGGAACCACCCGCACACCAGAAGCGCCAUUCCGAGCACUUUCAGUCGGACCCGUCCUUGCCAGCCUUGCUCAGCGGCGCGAGCUCCGUGUCGGCGGACAUGGAGGCAGAGCUGCUCGGUCGGCCGGGGGUUGUCAGCAACAGACCAUCUCUAUUGGAGACAACCGACUCCAUGACACCGCCUCUAGAGGGGAAAGAAGGUGAUGAGCUUGCUGUGAGUCACGUAUUUGGGCAUCCACCCGCCAUGGCCAGUGGCUCUCUGACGCUCCGUCUUGACCCGGCGGAUGACGAGAGUCACCACGACGAUUACGAUCAUGAACGAGAUGACGACGGCAGUGGGAGCGACGACGAGAUCCUUCUCAUGGCGUCACGGAAGAAGCAAGCCCCUGCCUCCACUAGUACGGUAUCGCGCGGGCUGCCUGCGGAGCCGAAACGGCGCGAUACCAACAUCAGCACGACGAGCGUUGAGACGGCGCGUCCGCCGCCCACGACGAAUGACGAGCACGCAGCAGACGGUGCAUGA